Messenger RNA from Chelmon rostratus (copperband butterflyfish), 2601 nucleotides. RefSeq names its product UDP-Gal:betaGlcNAc beta 1,3-galactosyltransferase, polypeptide 2 (gene b3galt2). Gene Ontology annotation, cellular component: membrane. The record is from RefSeq and is a predicted model, not a curated record. Gene Ontology annotation, molecular function: N-acetyl-beta-D-glucosaminide beta-(1,3)-galactosyltransferase activity. The transcript is spliced from 2 exons. The coding region runs from base 629 to 1948 and encodes 439 amino acids. Lineage: Eukaryota; Metazoa; Chordata; Actinopteri; Chaetodontiformes; Chaetodontidae.
GCAAGGAGCAGGGGAGAGAGAGGAGGGGUCGCAGCAGGAGGAGAACCGAAAACCUGCAGGUUUGUUGAGCCUGUGGGGAUGAGGACGUGGAGGGACGUAACGCAUCCGAGGUGUUAGUGUGAUUAGAGGAGAGGGAGCUGGAAGAGGCCAGCCAUUAAAGCAAAGCUUGUUUCCAGUCCAAGGAGGCGGUGAUGGCGGGCAAAGACACCGGGGUCCUCACACUCCGUCAGCCGACCGCAGCCCUGUCAGAAGACGCAGCGGCAUGAGGAGGAGGAGAUUAGAGGGAGGAAACACAGAGGAGGGGACCCUUCUCAUAUCCUGAAGGAGACGAGACAUAGAGCAUGAUCUUGUGUUUGUCUACUGUGCCAAAGAAGCGCCAGGGAGAAGCCUCCAUGGCUUAAGAUUCAUCGGCUUCCUCGCUCCAUCAGGAGCCCUUUUAACCCUUCUCCGAGCUGUACUGAGAGGCUCAAACGUUCCCCUGACUCCACCAGGAGGCUCACUCCAACCCAUCUGCCAGCUCAGAUAACCCUCUGACUGUUGGCAACCACAUGUUUGAGGUGACUGUAUCUGACUGCCGCCGCCACCCAUUCUCGAGCAGCAGCAGCCUCCUACGACCCCGGUCUGCAUCAUGCAGUGGAGACGGCGGCACUGCUGUCCCAUCAAGAUGACCUGGACCAUCAAGCGUUCCCUCUUCCGGACCCAUGUGGCCGGCCUCUCCCUGGCUUUAUUCUUUUCCCUCCUCUUAUUUUUCAGCCACCAAGACUGGCUGCCCGGACAGAAUGGGCCCUGGGAAAACCCGCUCACCUACACCGUCAGGGGCAUCCGUGGCCCCAAGGGAGAAGCCAACCAGAGCAACUCCCUGAGGAGCCUGUGGAGGGAGACGGUCAAUGUAGCCCCAAAGCCGCUGCUCAACCUCAGCUCUCAGCAGGCGGAUGGGGCAGUGGGGGAGGCAGCAGGAGGAGGUGGUGGAGGAGGAGCCAGGAUGGGCGUAAUGGGGCUUGGGGACUCCAUGAGCACUAACAACAGUUUACAGAUGGAGAUGGGCGUGGGAGGGAGACUCAGCGCUCAGCCCUACCCCUACAUCUUGAACGAGCCCUUCAAGUGCAGGGACAGCACUCCCUUCCUCAUCCUUCUAAUCACUGUAGAACGCGGCAAGGUCGAUGCCCGGAACGCCAUCCGCCAGACAUGGGGCAAUGAGAGCACAGCACAGGGUCUGGGGCUUGUCCGCCUUUUCCUGCUUGGCACAGGGAAGUACACAGACACCUUCCAGCAGAGCAUCAUAGAGGACGAGAGCCGUGUUUACCACGAUAUCAUCCAACAGGACUAUCAGGACACUUAUUAUAACCUGACCAUCAAAACCCUGAUGGGCAUGUACUGGGUGGCCACCUAUUGUCCACAUGCCUCCUACGUGAUGAAGACAGACAGCGACAUGUUUGUCAAUACUGAGUAUCUCAUCCAAAAGCUGCUGAAGCCUGAGCUGCCUCCCAAGCAGAAGUACUUCACUGGCUUCCUGAUGAGGGGCUACUCACCAAACCGAAACAAGGACAGCAAGUGGUACAUGUCUCCAGAGCUGUACCCAAGCGAGCGCUACCCGACAUUUUGCUCAGGCACGGGAUACGUGUUCUCAGGAGACUUGGCCGAGUUGAUCUACCAGGCUUCUCUCAGCAUACGCAGGCUGAACCUAGAGGACGUUUACGUGGGGAUCUGCCUGGCGAAGCUGCGCAUUGACCCAGUGCCCCCUCCCAAUGAGUUCCUCUUCAACCAUUGGCGGGUGUCUUACUCCAUCUGUAAGUACAGCCACCUGAUCACAUCCCAUCAGUUCCCCCCUAAUGACCUCAUCAAGUUCUGGAACCACUUGCAAAACAACAAGCACAAGGCCUGUAUCUACAUGAACAAGGAUAAAAGCAGGUACAUACACCGAAGGUUUCACAGAGCGAGGCCUCCUUGACGCAUACUGUGACGACCACCCGCCUCAAAAAAGGGAGAUGGGUGCACUGUAACUACAGCCGACAGAGGGCAUGUUGAACUCAGCACUAUACACUAUAUGGGCAAAAGCACAUUGUUUUUGGUAUUGUGUACAGUUGAUGAUUCAAACUAUUUUUGUUAAUUUGAGAAAAAAAUGUUAAGUAUUGUAAACUUGUUGAGCUAUUUCUGAAAGGGAAAUUGGGGGAUGUGUGUUAUGGAGCAUGCAUAAAAAGUGCUGCUGCUCAGGACUGGUGUUUCUGAUGAUUCAGGUGCCAACAGAAAGCUACUGAUAACAUGAGGGCUUUCCUCUAAAGGGUAGUACAGUAUGUUGCACUCUACAACUCUAAAAAAAAAAAAUUGACACAAUGUGUGUUUACACAGAUAAAGGGAAAUGCACAUGUAUUAUGUUGACAGUUACACUACCUAAAUAUGAAUGAAAGUAUCUUUGACCGUUGACCAGUUAUGCUGCCCUGUUUCUCAGUGUUUACUUUACAGAUUUAUCAAAGAAUAAAACUCUAAAAAGAUGGUUUAUCUCUCAUCUACUGUAUUUUCCUUUAAAGAAUCAACAUUAAUGCACUCAGAAUCAUGUCAGAGAUGACUGAGAUUGUAUUUUUUAAAGCUUUACAUCGAGUAUGA